This is a messenger RNA of Maniola jurtina (meadow brown), 1787 nucleotides long. RefSeq names its product cytochrome c oxidase assembly protein COX20, mitochondrial (gene l(3)87Df). The transcript is spliced from 2 exons. NCBI's taxonomy places the organism in Eukaryota, Metazoa, Arthropoda, Insecta, Lepidoptera, Nymphalidae. Gene Ontology annotation, biological process: mitochondrial respiratory chain complex IV assembly. Gene Ontology annotation, cellular component: mitochondrion; mitochondrial inner membrane. Bases 265 to 636 code for a protein of 123 amino acids. The record is from RefSeq and is a predicted model, not a curated record.
UUCACUACGUCUAGAAACGACAGUUAAAAAACAAAAAUAUUAUAUAUUUGUUUCUAAAAAUAUUUUGCUAAGUAUUUUAGUGCAAGUUUUUAACAAAAGCUGUAAUCUGUAAUCGUUAAUGAAAUUAUUAGUAAAGUUAUUAUAUGAGUCUCAAAUAAUCGCUAGCUAAUAAGACUAAGUAACUAGUUAGUUGAUCUAAGCACAAUAUACCUAAAUCAUUUUCGCAGAACUGUCUAAGAGGAGGUUAUUAUAUUAGCUAAUAAUAUGGAUACAGUAGUGAAAAGUAUGCUUGAAGAAGAUCCUGAUGAAGAAAAGAAGAAGGGUCUAGUGCUAUUUGGAAGGGACUUGUCGAAAAUACCAUGCUUCAGGGAGAGUUUUCUAUAUGGUAUAGCAUCAGGUGUUGGAGUAGGAGUAGCAUCAUUUUUAAAAACCUCCAAACCACUUCUCUCCCAACAUAUUGGAGUUGGCACCUUUGCAAUCACCACUCUAGUCUACUGGUCAUAUUGUAGGUAUGAAUGGUCGAGGCAAAGAUUUGACGCUCAAUUGAUGCAAGAAGCUUUGAAAGACAAAAUAAGAUAUGAAGGUACUGUUGUGGAAAAAGAGUUGGAACAGAAAGGUAUUUUAAAAACUGUUUAGUAACUGACUUAUGUUGAUUGCACAGUAAUUUCAUACUCAAGUAUUCAUACCAAAUUCGAAGAAAAAGAAAUGAUGAAGUUAUAUAGUUUGCAAUCAGCAUAGGUUUAUUAAAAUAUUAUAUUAGGUGUGUAAUUAGACUACGCUUAAAAAAUAUGGUUGUCUUAACUUUUAACGUUAUGUAAUUAUGUAUGUAUUUUUUUUACAAAGUCUUUUUGUUGAAGUUUUAGUGAACAAUCAAACAAUCUGUAAUUGAUUAACACACAAAUGUUUAAGAAUAUUUUCAUAAAAAGUUACUGUUGAAGCAACUUUGUAAUAUUUAAUGAUAUUGAAAAAAUAAAAUAAUCAUAGGGGCUAAUACAGUUGUAUAUAAAUGCAUUAACUAAAUAGGUCAAAUAUAGUGUAGCAUAAUGUUAAUUAUUAUUUUCAUAUGUAACCUCUAAUAAUAUGUACUAAAUAGACAAAUCUAAAUCUAGUGCUAUCCUUUUCUGAAAAAUGCAUUAUAAAAGGGAUAGCUACAUUUAGACCUGUCAUUUUAAUUUAGAGAUUGUUUACAACAGAAGUAUCAGCAAUGCAUAAUAUUCCUCUAAGAUCUUAUGCAAAGCAAAUCACUGUUUUGUAUAGCGGUAGUUUAUGGGGCUAGAAUUUAUCAUUAAAGAGAAUAAUUAAAAAAAAAAUCAUGAUUUUUAUUUAUUUUAACAUAAUUAAUUAUUUAACGUCACACUGUAAGAAAAGCGAUUAAUGACGGCGCGUCACAAAUCGUACCUACCUAAACAAAAAAUAUUUUUCAAUUUUUUAACAUAAAAAUUCUGUAAUUUCUGUGGGAAAAUGUUUAUUUUUCAACUACACCUUGUGACGUCAUUAAUCGCUUUCCGUAUUGUGUGACGUUAGUAAAAUUAUGUUAAAAUAAAUAAAUAUCAUGACUUUCAGUCAGUUAGUCAAGACAAAUUUUCAGAUUUAACAAUAGGUAUAUAUUUCAGUAUUGUGAAGAAUGUUGCAUUCUUGCUUUUAUGACUAACUGUAUAGCAUUUUUUACCUUAUUGCUUAUAUUUUGUAUUUUAUGUAAAGAACUUAGAUGUUAUGUAGGUAGAUUGUUUUAAUAAAUUGUUGAAAUUAAAAUCAGAAUUAUUAAUUAGGGUUCUGUACCAACUCCA